Adelges cooleyi (spruce gall adelgid) is the source of this 1701-nucleotide messenger RNA. RefSeq lists its product as uncharacterized. Gene Ontology annotation, molecular function: structural constituent of chitin-based larval cuticle. The record is from RefSeq and is a predicted model, not a curated record. Gene Ontology annotation, cellular component: chitin-based extracellular matrix. The transcript is spliced from 2 exons. The coding region runs from base 31 to 1440 and encodes 469 amino acids. NCBI's taxonomy places the organism in Eukaryota, Metazoa, Arthropoda, Insecta, Hemiptera, Adelgidae.
CGUCGUCUCGUCGUCAAUUCGUUCUUAGCUAUGGGUCCGUUAAACAUCAUCCGGCAGGUGUUUUUAAUAUGUCUAGCUCUGCGAGUGGCGGCCGAAGACGGCGAACAACAAGUGACGGCGGCCACGGCGUCGCCGGUCAAGAAACUGGAGCCGGACGUUCCGGCCACGCCGCCCAACACUCUGCCGGCGGACGUAUCCAUCCUUAAGCAGAUCAACAAAGUGAACGACGACGGUUCGUAUACGUUCGGUUACGAGGCGUCCGACGGUAGCUUUAAAGUGGAAACUCGGGACGUGGCGGGCAACGUUAAGGGCAUGUUUGGAUUCGUGGACGAGACGGGACAGUUAAAACGGGUGUCCUACUCCGCCAGCAAUUCGUCCGGGUUCCAAACGAGCGGCGCGUCGACGACACCUGCGGACUACGAAACGGCGUCUACCGGUAAGCCGUCUACCGUGCAGGUCAUACCGAAUAAAGAAGAGGAACCCAAAACGAGCGGGUUAAAAAAGAUACUGGUGUCCAAACGGCCAGUAAACGAACAGACGAACGGGCGGCGGGAGGGCAACGAUCUUCGCCGGCAAUUGCCCCGAAAUGAAAAUGACUCUCCAGACGUGUACGGUGUGCACGGAAGGUCCAGCCUGCAGUCGGCGCCAGUGUCACCGGUCAUAUCAGCCCUGAUGUCCGAACUGGAUCCUGUACGCGUCCAAUACAGGCCCCCACCGUCGGUUUAUAACAAAGCUGGACAGACAGCGCCUUUCCAGCGGGCCAAGUAUGAAGAACACGAACGAAUGGGUCGACCUAUUGACGAGGACGACGACAACGAUGUCAAUGAACCGGUAACCGCGCCGGCCGGUCAAACGCCGCUGCCCUCAUCUACACAAUACCAACCCGUGCCGCUCCAAUACCAACAGUCGUACCCAUUACAAUAUCCACAACCCGUGUACCCGGUGAUGAAUCCAUAUUCGUUUAACCCUAAUACGCUGAUAGCGCUCCGCGAUGACCUCAUGGAACUCAUAUUGACUUUAGUGCAAACGCGCAUUUCACAGUUACCACUCGGCAACGUUGGCGGCGGCGGCGGCUUAGGCGGACCCUAUCAGCCGUAUCCCUUGCCGUACCAACAGCCUUACUACGUGCCCAAUUAUUAUCAAGGCCCGCGAUUGCAACCCAGGCCCCUUGCCGCGGGCAACGUGCAAUUUUCCGGUCAGCAGGACAGCCUUACCCGAUCGCCCCGAGUCACGCAGACAUUCAAAGACGGUCUGAUCCGAAUGCUGUUGACCACAAGUCCUAGGUACUCUGGUAACACCGAUGUCGACGUCGAAGAACAGACUGCUCCACGUUCGAUGUUCAGGCGUACCACUCAGUCCACGCCUGUCAGAAACGUGCAGAUUAUUUCGGAUGACAAUUCGGUAGACAACAGGCCCGUCACUACAGAAUCCUCCGAUUAGAUAAAUAUUAAGAAGUGAGUGAGUAAUAUCGAAUACAAUUUUAUUUUUAUUUUUAUAACUUGUGUAUAUACCCUGCAUUGUUUGUUAUACAUUAAAACGUGUAAUUUUCUCAGAAAUUAAGUUACUUGAUCAUGACUUAAUAAUUUGAUCGCGGACUUUGUCCGUUGUACGGUGUACCGAUUCCUUGUCUAGCCAUGAAUUUCAAUAUUGUUAUGUCUUAUGCACUUUGUACUUUUAAUAUAAAUUAUGCUUUCGUGUCAA